AUGCAGGACUCCCAAGUUGUGUGCACCAAUGGAAAUGGCGAAGACGUCUUGGUCGAAGCGACCGUAACGGCAGAGCCUCCCGCCCAGUACACCGGCUGUCACUCACAUGGCGAAGAGCAGUUCUGUAUCGGAUCGGAUGGCGACGAGGUCCUAGUCCUACUGGCUGACAAGCAUUUGGGCGAACAUCAGGACCAUGAUGAUACUGAAGUGACUGGGAGCGAAGGAGAAGACUGCCACUUCCAUGCUGGCGUCGAGCAUUGCGUUGGCCCGGGCGAGUCGGAGUCAUCUACAGAAUCCCACCAGUCGUGCAAUGUACGCACGCGAGAUUAUGACAUCCCUCUCAGAGUGGGAACGCUCUUCGCUAUCCUGGCCACCAGCUCGAUUGGUGUCUUUGGUCCCAUCUUUCUCAAUCACCUCCCAUUUGGAGCGGUAAGAGGGAUUGCACUAUCGAUCAUGAAGCAAUUCGGCACAGGCGUUAUUGUUUCAACAGCCCUGGUGCAUCUUUACACUCAUGCUUCGCUGAUGUUUGCGAACGAAUGCCUCGGGCGACUGAGCUACGAAGCUACGACUUCAGCGGUGGUGAUGGCUGGCAUUUUCCUCGCGUUUCUCGUGGAAUACGUCAGUCACCGUAUUUUACUGUCCCGCGCUCAGAAUUCCAAUGGAACAGCAGCAAGUCAAGCCCCGAGCAGGCAAUGUCCCUCUCCAGACAAGACGGUGCCCCAGCCGGCCUUGGCGACAUAUGCUGAUCACCAUCUCCCACCGUCUGGUCUCAGUCCGAACACAUACCUCAGCGUCCUGGUCAUGGAAGCCGGCAUUCUCUUUCAUUCCAUUCUGAUCGGACUUACCCUCGUCGUCGCAGCGGACUCGUACUACAUCACGCUGUUCAUCGUCAUUGUCUUUCACCAGUUCUUCGAAGGAGUUGCACUAGGUUCACGUAUUGCGGUGUUGUCUGGCUCCCGACGUACUAUGAUACACAAACUCUUGAUGGCCGCUGCGUUUGUAUUGAUCACACCACUGGGAAUGGCGAUCGGGCUGGGUGUGCUCAAUCAUUUCAACGGCAACGAUCCUUCGACCAUUGUGGCAAUAGGCACAUUGGACGCAUUGAGCGCGGGGAUAUUGUUGUGGGUUGGCGUGGUCGAUAUGUGGGCGAGAGACUGGGUGGUCGUGGGCGGCGAGCUGGUUGAUGCAGCGUUCGGUAAAGUCCUCUGUGCUGGUCUGUCGCUGGUGUCCGGGAUGGUGUUGAUGGGUGUUUUGGGCAAGUGGGCGUGA
Cladophialophora carrionii CBS 160.54 is the source of this 1269-nucleotide messenger RNA. RefSeq lists its product as uncharacterized. The record is from RefSeq and is a predicted model, not a curated record. Lineage: Eukaryota; Fungi; Ascomycota; Eurotiomycetes; Chaetothyriales; Herpotrichiellaceae. Gene Ontology annotation, cellular component: plasma membrane. The transcript is spliced from 2 exons. The coding region runs from base 1 to 1269 and encodes 422 amino acids. Gene Ontology annotation, molecular function: zinc ion transmembrane transporter activity. Gene Ontology annotation, biological process: zinc ion transmembrane transport.